AUGAUGCUUCGUCUCAAAACCGCCUUUCUGGCAUGUGGUCUGGCCACCAAUAUCGCUGCCGAUCUAGUCGAAGCCACGUCCACGGUUCCUGCCAGCUUUGUCGGCACCGCCUCGCUCCAGAAGCCCGAAGGCAUCGACGAUGCGCCACGUCCCAACGAGAUCGUCAAUACUCAACCCGGCCUGGUCGAAAGCAGCGCCGGCCGAGGAAAGGUGGGGAGCAACUGCGGCCUCGCCAUCAAGUGGACCAGCAAUUGGGACGAGGUUGGCCGCCGGUACCGGGUCCUGGCCAAGCCUAUCUUGGACGGCCCCGUGAAGGAGGAGGACGACCCCCUGAAUCAGAUGACAGCGAUCUGGGCGAACAAAUGCCGCUCGAUCCCAAACAACGGCUGGAACCACAACGCGGUGGCCUGGCAGCAACCCGGCACGACCGAUGCCUUUUGCGAUAUAUCCUUUGUGCACGGAUCGGUCGGUCAUGACCAGUACUUGGCCUGGCACAACGAGGUUGCCGACCAGUGGCGCGAGCUUUAUCCUGGCUGCUGGGUUUACUUGUGGGUCUGA
Messenger RNA from Microdochium trichocladiopsis, 558 nucleotides. RefSeq lists its product as uncharacterized. The record is from RefSeq and is a predicted model, not a curated record. Bases 1 to 558 code for a protein of 185 amino acids. The transcript has a single exon. Lineage: Eukaryota; Fungi; Ascomycota; Sordariomycetes; Xylariales; Microdochiaceae.